AUGAUAAAUCUCGAAGUUUUUGAAAAUGAAUUAUUACUUUAUCUAUUCGAAUUUAUUAAUCCAUUAGAUUUAUUUCGUGAAUUAAAAAUCGUUUGUCAAAAUUAUAUUCCAUUGAUUUAUGAUAAAAUUAUUUAUCUUCAUCUGUCCGAUGAUGAUGGUACACCAGGUCAAGCAGCUGAUUUUUUUAAUUAUAAUAUUAAUCUUGAUCAAUUUACAUCUUUAAAAGUUUUAACAUUAUUUCGUAUUGAAUUACAUCAAAAAAUUGAUGAAUUUUUUUCUUUUGGCAUACAGCAACUUCAACAUCUGAUACAUCUGAAAUUUGUUGAUUGUUGUUUGAAUUCAGACGAUGUGAAAAAAGCAACACAGAUGAUGAAUCAAAUCUGGAGUCUACCCAAAUUAAUCUAUUGUUAUUGGGACGUAAAACCGAAUGGUGAUGUCUAUUUUGUUCUUCCUACAGUUAUUUCAUCAUCUUUACAACAUUUAUAUAUUAGAAAUCCGGAAUGGACAUCCAAACAAUUAACUCAUUUGAUGAUGAAGACACCUUAUCUUCAAUAUUUUUCUACAACAUUCAUUGAUUUUACUUCUAAUUUCGAUAAUGAUAAUGAAAACAAAACGUUACCAUCAUUAGGAAACUUACCAAUGAAAAAACUUAAAUUAAAUAAUGUUUGGUCACGAAAUAUAUUGGUGAAUCUUCUAUAUAUGAUGCCAAAUUUAUAUUAUUUAAAUAUUCGAGCAUGGACAUUUUAUAUUAAUGGACAUGAAUGGAAAGAAAUUAUUGUCAAAUAUUUGCCAAAUCUAAAAAUAUUUCGGUUAAACAUAUUGUUCAAUCUUAACAAUAAUAUAACAAACGUGAAAAAGCAAAUCAAUAAACUAUUAGAUGCAUAUCGUAGCCCAUUUUGGAUUGAAGAACAUCAAUGGUUUAUUGGAUGUCUUUGGACAGAACCCAAUGAUGACAAACUUAUUUGUUUAUAUUCAUUACCAUUCUCUUUUGAACAAGUUCCACAAAAUGUUCUUCAAGGAAAUUAUCGUACUAAAUCGACCUGUCCAUCUCGUAUCAAUUUUUCGUAUGAUCAUGUUCAUUGUCUAUGGUACAAUUCUUCGUUGUUUACAAACACAGAAUUUUCUCGUGUACAAUUUAAUUAUAUGAAAGAUCUUGAACUUGAACUACCGUUUGAUUAUAAAGUUUUAUCAAUCAUCUCAAACUUUAAUCAUUUAUUAUCACUCACAUUAUCACAUUUGAAUCAUUAUCCAUUACAAUUACAAUCGUUAUUCGACAAAAUGCCUCGUCUAUUAUCAUUGAAAUUUCGAUCAUGGUUCAUAGAAGAAAUGCCUCCAUUCGAUAUUAAAUGUCCAUCAGUUCGUUAUCUUGAUCUACAAGGAGUUAACAAAUUCCGUCGUACUCAUUGUUUCAAUAUUCAACAAUGCGAAAUGUUGAACAAGUCACCUCUAGGCAUGCAAUGUGAAGAACUUCGAAUUGAAGUAACAGAUAUACAGAGUAUAUUAGAACUUGUAUAUAUGAUGAAGAAUCUUCGAACACUUUAUAUUACAUAUUUUCAUGAUUCACGAAGUCAUCAACCUGAUGCUGUUAACGUGAUACAGCAUCAUGCGCCACCGACAACAAUCGUGACACGAAAAACUUAUAGAUUCAUUACUAUUCGAUUGUAA
Messenger RNA from Rotaria sp. Silwood1, 1665 nucleotides. Lineage: Eukaryota; Metazoa; Rotifera; Eurotatoria; Philodinida; Philodinidae. The record is from the annotation of a GenBank genome assembly.